This is a messenger RNA of Didymodactylos carnosus, 1002 nucleotides long. The record is from the annotation of a GenBank genome assembly. Lineage: Eukaryota; Metazoa; Rotifera; Eurotatoria; Philodinida; Philodinidae.
AUGCAAAAAUGUGGAAUGUCUGUUCAUGCAAGAAAAAAAGCAAAAAAAACACUUGAACAAGAAAUUGUUGUUCAAGAUGGUCAAGUAUUUAUGUUACCAGAAGAAACAUUAUUGUACAUAUUUAAAUAUUUAAAUAUUAGUGAACUUAUUAUUGCUGGCAGUAUAUGUAAAGCUUGGCGCCGAAUUGCCUACGACGAUGAAUUAUGGAAACGAAUUGAUUUAACGUAUCGUCCAUCAUCCGUUCAUCAAUUAAUGACAUUUUUUAAACGUUUUGAUCGUUCAAUAACCACUGAACUUCGAAUUCAGGGUUUACCGAAAGGUUACACAAAAUUUAAGAGAGUCAAUUUAUGUCAAUGUUCAAAAAGUUUAUGUGAUCAAAUUCAAAAAAGUUAUAAAAAUUUAAAAGAUUUAUACAUGUUUGAGUUUAGUUUUCGUGAAACUCACGAUCGUGCACAACAUAUUAGCUGUUUACCAAGAAAUUUAGAAAGUAUUCAUUUGAUCAAAUGUGAAAUGCCAAUGAUGACUAUCCAAGGUAAUCUUGAUUUUCUAAUGGUGAAAAAUUCGAUGGAUUUUUUUUUGCCUCGUUUACAAGUACUAUCAUUCAAAAAUUCACCAUGUAUUACAUUAUUAUCGGUCAGUUAUCUACCAAAAUUAUGUCCAAAUUUAAUAGAAUUAGAUUUAUCUAAAUGUUGUCGUAUUUCAAGUAGUCGCUCAUUGUCAAUUAUGCUUAUGUCUUACGAACGAACAUUGCGUAAACUACAUUUACAACAAACAAAUAUUGACGAUGAUACCAUUCAUUGUAUUUGCCGAAAAUUAAAACGUUUAGUAUUUUUUGAUAUUCGUGAAUGUAAGAAUGUUACAAUAAUGAUUGUACCAAAUCUAUGUACAUUGAAUCAGUUACAAACAUUAUUAGCUGAAGAACAAUUGUUAAAUGCUUAUGUUGAAAUGAAAAAUAUGACACAAGAUGAAGAAAAUGAAACAGACGCGAUUUGUAUUGAUUAA